This is a messenger RNA of Impatiens glandulifera, 1380 nucleotides long. RefSeq names its product cyclin-dependent kinase G-2-like. The transcript has 2 exons. Gene Ontology annotation, molecular function: cyclin-dependent protein serine/threonine kinase activity; ATP binding. Gene Ontology annotation, cellular component: nucleus. Bases 16 to 1365 code for a protein of 449 amino acids. Gene Ontology annotation, biological process: regulation of mitotic cell cycle; protein phosphorylation. NCBI's taxonomy places the organism in Eukaryota, Viridiplantae, Streptophyta, Magnoliopsida, Ericales, Balsaminaceae. The record is from RefSeq and is a predicted model, not a curated record.
ACACAACUUCUUACCAUGCUGGUGAUAGGAGGAGCUGGUCCAGAAAUAUGGAAGAUGAGAAAGAAGAGUCAUGAAAGGCACACUAGCUUUAGGAAACUCCAUACCUGCAAGACGUCUCCAGAAAAGAAAAGGAAGUUAUCACCUAACUCGGUGGACGGGGACCUGAAGAAAGGAAGAGCAGACUCUUCUGGUAUAUUUAACAAAAAUGUUGACCUCAAUAAUCUGCUAUCUUUACCAAAAUCUUUCCGCAAUUCGGAAAGUGUUGUUUUGAACAGGGAGAAGAGAUGCUUAACUUCCACAUUCCAGGGCAUACAGGAAUCUCCUAUCAAGUCUUAUGUUGCAGGUGGAUCAACAGGGACAGGUGAAUCUGGCUUGACAGGUUCGCCUGCCGUGUCACCUCUCAGAGACAGCUGGAGUGAAAAGGAGGUUGCACAUGAAGGUGAUGAGGUACAUAAUAUUUGCACGUCAAGGUGGGCUAAUCUUGAUAAUUCACCUGCUGAAUUAUUAUGUUCUAAUGAUACUUCAAUCUCUGGUGUGAUUGAUUCCCUUGAACCAUUACAAAAUGUCAAACUGACUUCUGAAAUUAGGGAGUUCUGUAGAGAAGGGUCAGAUGGAAACUCGGAUAGUUCAUUCUUUGAUGAUCUAGUCAGGAACAACACAGACCUUCAAACAGAUGACGAUGAUCACAAGGAUGAUGAAGGAAACAAUCAUGCUGACAUGGAGAUGGAUGAGAUUCAUUGUGCGCACAUUGGUGAUGUAAAUGUACUUCCAGGUUGUAAAGAAGUUUCUAAUUUUGAGAAACUUAAUCGAAUAGGUGAAGGAACUUAUGGUGUUGUUUACAAGGCCAGGAACAGAAGUACAGGAGAAAUCGUUGCACUCAAGAAAGUAAAGAAGGAAGUGGAAAAGGAAGGUUUCCCUGUUUCAUUUCUACGUGAAAUAAGCCUUCUUUUGGCUCUUCAUCACCCGUCCAUAGUGCAUGUUAAAGAAGUUGCCAUGACCGGUCUUGAUGAUGUUCUUAUGGAUGAUGUCUUUAUGGUUAUGGAGUAUGUAGAACAUGACCUCAAGGGACUGAUGAAGAAGAUGAAGAAACCUUUUAGUGAAAAGGAAGUUAAAUGUUUGAUGCUACAAUUAUUGGAAGGUGUGAAGUAUCUUCAUGAUAAUUGGGUUUUGCAUCGGGACCUGAAGACAUCAAAUCUUCUUUUGAGUACAAAUGGGAAGUUGAAGAUUUGUGACCUUGGAAUAUCUCGCCGUUAUGGAAGCCAGUUGAAGCCAUAUACACCUGGCAUGGUGACAUUAUGGUACAGGUAUCAUGAUAUCCUUCUUUCUUCCAAUCUUUUUGCAUGUCCCUUGACUAAAAUUAUCUAAUAACCAAACACGAGC